AUGAGAUGGAUCUUAUGUAACAAAAAUUCUUCCUUUCCUUUUUUAUUUUUCCUGGUUAUAUAUUAUCGGCACGUGGCCAUUGUUCGAAAUCCUUCCGCUCAACAGCAAUUUACAACUUUAUGUUCUAAUGAAAGAGAUAAUGCUGUUGUCGGCAUGCUUCGAUAUUUAUCCACCUCGAGGUUAUUCAUCCUUAGAUCAUUAGUCUCUGUCAUUUCGAACAAGUACAAGCAACUUCCUUUGUUACUUAUUCAAUACUAUUUCAUGAAUAUUGAAUGUCGAUAA
Messenger RNA from Clunio marinus, 282 nucleotides. The record is from the annotation of a GenBank genome assembly. Lineage: Eukaryota; Metazoa; Arthropoda; Insecta; Diptera; Chironomidae.